Arabis nemorensis is the source of this 2022-nucleotide messenger RNA. Lineage: Eukaryota; Viridiplantae; Streptophyta; Magnoliopsida; Brassicales; Brassicaceae. The record is from the annotation of a GenBank genome assembly.
AUGGCCGAAAGUGUAGGCGGCGGCGGCGUUAGGCUUCACGUCGGUGGAUUGGGAGAAAGCGUUGGAAAAGAUGAUCUUCUCAAAAUCUUCUCUCCAAUGGGUUCCGUAGAUUCCGUCGAAUUUGUUAGGACCAAAGGUCGGUCUUUUGCAUACAUCGAUUUCUCUCCUUCCUCCGAUAAUUCACUCACGAAGCUCUUCUCAAUGUAUAAUGGAUGUGUUUGGAAAGGAGGGAGAUUGCGGCUGGAGAAAGCUAAAGAGCAUUAUCUAGCUCGCUUGAAGAGAGAGUGGGAAGAGUCUUCUUCUACCUCUGAUGACACCGUCGUACAAGCUCCGGAUAACUCCACUCCACCUCCCACUCACCUUAACAUCUUCGUUCCAAAACUCAGAAAGGUGAAAGCUAUGCCACUUAGUGGAACUGGCAAACAUAAGUAUAGUUUCCAGCGUGUUCCAGUGCCGUCUCUUCUUCCCAAGAGCUUUUGCGAUUGCGAAGAGCACUCUACGUCUCUCACUCCUCGGGAAAACCAUGUCCGUGAUCUGGAAGCGCUUAGUGCUGGAAUAAACGAAGAAGAGGUGAAUAUUAUGAACUCGGUGAUGAGCAAGCUCUUUGAGAAAAACAACCUUUCAAAGAGUGAGCAGGUCCCUGACCAGAAGCUAGCUGAGAAAAACGACCUUCCAAAGAGUGAGCAGGUCCCUGAGGAUGAGGAGGACAGUGAGAUUGAAGAAGACGAAGAUAACCUCAUCAUCAAUGUGGUAUCUAAUGGGAACGAUAUGAUGAACUCAGAGCUGGAUAUCUUGUCAAGAAAACGGAAAUCAAUUCUCAAUGAAACAACAGCAAGUGGAGAAGGAUAUACUGAAGGACGAAAGGAGAGCCACAUUCAUCCAAGCAAAAAAAGGCAAACAGAGGGAAGUAGUGGAAGACAGGAAUCUUCACAGGCCAUACGUGAAAAGAAGAAACCUUCUGAAGUGGAUCCUGAUAAAUCAUCAGAUGAACCAAGCAGAAUGUCAGGUGUCAAGCGGUCGAAUGACAAUAUUGCCUGGUCCCAAAAGUCUUCCUGGAAAGCACUUAUGGCCAAUGGGAACAGCGGUAAUUUUAGCGUAACCAGUGUCUUGCCAGAUGUUGGCUCCAGUGAUGCUGUACAACAUGCAUCGAGCAAUACUGAUACAGCACAGCGAACUGCGAAAACUAAGAUAAAGAAAACGAAAAGUAAGCGCCUAACUUCUACAAUCAUGGAAGGGAAUUUGCCUGUGGUAGAUGAUAUAGAGAGGAAUGAUGCUACAGCUACUGAUGAUGUAGGUUCAGACCACUCAGAAGAUACUGGUACUGAUACAUGUGUGGAAGCUGAACCCCUAGAACCUGUAUCAAGCACCGAGGGAGAUAGUGAAAAUGACAAUUUGAAUGUGGAAGAGGAUGAGAAUGUAGCAGAGGAUUUCAAUGCAGAAAAGGAAAGCUUAGUCUUGGAAGAUAAUGUUGGUCACGAUGAAGUGGACAAUGAAGAGACAAGGAAAGGACCGUUGGAAGCUUGUAGCAAAUCAACAGGAGGUUCUUCAUGGCUUCAGAGGGCAUCAUGGACUCAACUGGUUAGUGAAAGGGAUACUUCAUUCAGUUUAACUCAACUCUUCCCGGAUUCAAGUUCUGACAAGUGUGAAGCAGCUGGAGCAGUCAACAAUGCCGACGGCCAAUAUUCCAACUCUAACCAGAGUGAAAGCGGAAUGAAACAAAGGGAUUACACGUCUAGCUCGAAUGGUGUUGAAGCUGCGGGAGUUCAUGUGGAUAGUACCCCUGUGAGAAGUUUAGAAGAGACAAGGCAGAGUCUGAAGGCUAAGAAUGUGAGUGAAGGAUCGAGAUUGAGUGUGAAGAAGCCGAUUAGGAGAGUUAUUGGGUCAGGGGAGACUUGCACUUUUAUGAGAAGCUCGACUUCUUUGAACGAGUGGAAAAAGGCUAAGCAGGCAUUGAGUGAACCCAGAAGAAGGAAUAAGGGUAAGGAGGAAUUGAGUGAGCCCAGUAGUAGGAAAAAAAGGUGA